Molecule: messenger RNA, 834 nt
Organism: Saprolegnia parasitica CBS 223.65
Lineage: Eukaryota; Oomycota; Saprolegniomycetes; Saprolegniales; Saprolegniaceae
Exons: 1
Coding region: 49-834 (261 amino acids)
Source: RefSeq, a predicted model, not a curated record
CGAGCGACCAGCUCCUCGCGUUCUGCGUCCAGAGAGAUCCCAUUGCCGAUGGCCAUGCUGCUGCCGCCAGACGCCCACAUGGGCCGUCACCCGCGCUCGAUCUACUCGCUCUGGCACCUACUCGUCUGGCCUUGCGAGCUGCUUACGUACACGACGCUGCUGUACGUUCUCGCCCACGUCGUCUGGACCGGCGUCGGCGUCUGCCUUCUCGGGCUUCUCGCCCUCUGCGCGGUUUGUGUGGAUGGCCCUCGCCUCCUGCGUGCUCAUGCCAGCAUCGAAAGUAUUGUGGCGCGCUACCAUGCGUGGCUCUUUGCUUGGCUCAAGGCCGACGUCCUCUUGCACAACCACGUGUGCUUGACGUCCCAGCGCAUCCCGCUGGUACGCGAGACGAACGAAGGCACGUACUUGUGCGCCGAGCAUACGCAGCCGCUGCUCAUUGACGAUGCAUCGCGCGCCGGCGUGCUGCGGCUUGUCGCGUACCUACUGGUCGUGCGCAUGGGCCUGGUCCUUGUCGCAGUCGUCUGGCUCGACCUUGCGGUCUGGUCGGUCGCCCAGAAUUUCAUCGCUGGCUUUCAUGUGCUCCGUGCGGUGGUUGUGAACCCUGGCGUCGUGCCAGAAGCGGUGCUGCAGAUUGCCAUGGUCCCUGCGUGGCGCUGGGAUGUGGGUCUGUUCUCGCUGCUGCUGCUCGUCGUUGCCGUGUGGUAUCUUGUGCUGGUGACGCGGCAACCGCUCUUGCAGCUAUUAACCGGUUGCACGCGCCGGUUUUGCUGUGUCGUUGUCUGCCCUCUUCCUUGUCGUGACGGUACGACGACGGCGGCGAGUCGUCUUGUCUAA